UACGGCCGGAGGUUCUACGCCACUAAACCGGACUUCGCCGCACGCCGGAUCGAGGCGAUCGGCUUCCAGGUCGGGCGCCAGCUCAUCGAGAGGUUUCCCUUGAAUCUUUCUAUUGUUUGGGCUGAUCGUGUGAGGUUUAGUGGGCAGGAGCCGUCGUUUCUGGUCGAUAACUGCGAAUGCCGAAGAUAUACAAUUGAACAUCCUCGAUUUAGUGAUCAUCUAGAAGCUAUCAAGUAUGCAAAGAUUUGGUUAGAGCUGUUCAAGAAGCAGAUUGAUAACUUGAAGACCAAUCACAGGGGCACCUUUGUUCUGCGAGACAACAAGUUCUGUUGGUUUACUCUUGUAUCUAUUGAUCCUUCAUCGGAAGAUGAUGAAGCAUCUCAGGGCUCUUCAUCUGAAGCUGCAAACAUGCUUCUACAUUUCCCAUGUGGAAUUAUAAGGGGAGCCUUGUCAAAUGUGGGAAUUUCUUGUGCUGUUUCUGCUGAUGCAUCAAAUCUCCCUUCAUGUUCAUUGGAGGUUAUCAUGAAGGCUUUUGGAUCAUAACAUCCAUUUUCUUUCAGAAUGAUUGGUGAAGCUUGCGAGUUUUUAGAUGGGCAAGCAUCACGAGAUCGAAAGAAAGGGUAAGCUUCCCAAUCAAUUUCAGAUAAGCCAGAUGAGCAUUUUUCCUCUUCGAAACAAAGGCGGUGGUGGAACGAUCGAUGCUUCGAUGCCACGGUGUUUCGCUCGCUCGCCAUUUCAUCUGAAUCUCCUCUCCGCAUUUCUAAGCCUGCGAGCGCAAGGGGAGGUCGGUAAGACGGUAACGAUCUUCCACAUUCUUCAAUGGCGGCGCAGGGAUUGGGCGUAGAAGGAUUCUCAGGGGCUCGUCUUCCUCCUGUUUCCCCUCGUUCGACUGUUUCUCCGGUCGCAGAUAUGGAAAUAGCAGGCGGAGGCAUUUUUGAUGCCUUUGGACCAUGCCAUCCUGUGGCUCUUCAAACCAACAUAUCGAAGGAAUUUACAAGAACUAGGUUUCAGAAACUCACAAUGAAUAUGAAUAAAUCCAAAGAUAUUGCGUCUUAUCUCCAACAAGAACUGACAAGGAGUGAUCAUUCUAAAACCGUCUUCUAUGAAUGUAACCAAGAACCAAGCACCAAUUUAACUGAUGCUUCAAGGGAUUCAUGUCCAGUUGAUCUUGGUGCAAAGAAAUGGAAAAGGAGUCAUCAGGAAAUGGGUAGCCAAGUAAAACAAAGACCGCAAUCUUCAUCAACAAACACAAGUGACAAUUUUGAACCUAAACAAAAUGUUGAGCCAAGCAACUUGGUGACGGAUUGUAUGCUUGUAAAAGAUUGCUCAAAGAUCCCAAAGGAGGAUCACUUUUUUGUUAGAGUUCGUCAUGGACAAAUAACUAAUAGCCAUAGCAUAGCAGAAAGAUUAAGAAGAGAUAGAAUUAGUGAAAGAAUGAAAUUUCUUCAAGCCCUUGUACCUGGCUGCAGUAAUGUCACAGGGAAAACACACGUGCUAGAUGAGAUCAUAAACUAUGUUCAGUCACUUCAACAGCAAAUUGAGUUUCUGUCAAUGAAACUUGCAGCUGUCUGCACUCAAAACGACUUUAGUACGGAAGGGCUUCCAUCUAGUAAUCAGCUUCAUUUUUGGGAUGGAACUUCAUCAUCCACUGGAUUGGCACAGCAGAUGGUUCAUCCUCAUAUUUACACCUCCAAAGGAUUUGAUUCCAAUUGGGAUCUGUACCAUGAUGCACAACUAGUAGAACGACGAGCUGAAGAUUAUUCUGAAAAUUACAAGUGGUACUAAAGCUCAAGAAAGUGCCAAGUUUGAAGAUUAUUCUGAAAAUUACAAGUGGUACUAAAGCUCAAGAAAGUGCCAAGUUUGAAAUGAUUGAUUAUGAAGAAUAACUACUUUGCUCAUUUGGAGCUAACACCCUGCAUUUGGCUGUGGCUUGUUUAGCCUGAUAAUAGCUUUUGAUUUUUGUGAAUUGAUGUAAAAUUUAUUCUAAUAGUUUCUAAAGUUCGUGAAGGGGAGUCUUGGCGUAACGGUAAAGUUAUUUUGUAAUCAAAAGGUCAUGGGUUUAAAUCUUGAAAACAAUCUCUUGUAAAAAAUAAUGUA
Zingiber officinale is the source of this 2097-nucleotide messenger RNA. Its product is annotated as transcription factor bHLH49-like. The record is from RefSeq and is a predicted model, not a curated record. Gene Ontology annotation, biological process: regulation of DNA-templated transcription. The coding region runs from base 820 to 1785 and encodes 321 amino acids. The transcript has 12 exons. Gene Ontology annotation, cellular component: nucleus. Lineage: Eukaryota; Viridiplantae; Streptophyta; Magnoliopsida; Zingiberales; Zingiberaceae. Gene Ontology annotation, molecular function: DNA-binding transcription factor activity; protein dimerization activity.